AUGGCAUUCCAUGGAACUGCAUCGGUACUUCAGGGAACCCCAUGGCAUUCCAUGGAACUCCACGAUAUUCCAUGGAAUUUCAUGGCGUUCCAUGGAACUCCAUCACUACUUCAUGGAACUCCGUGGAACUCCAUGGCAUUCCAUGGAACUCCAUGGAUACUCCAUGGAUACUCCAUGGGAGUUGCGUGGAAUUCCAUGGAUUUCCAUCGAUUUCCAUGGAAUUCCAUGGAUUUCCAUAGAUUUCCAUGGAUUUCCAUGGAUUUCCAUGGAUUUCCAUGGAUUUCCAUGGAUUUCCAUGGAAUUCCAUGGAUUUCCUUAGAUUUCCAUGGAUUUCCAUGGAUUUCCAUGGAUUUCCAUGGAAUUCCAUGGAGGUAUUUCACACGG
Molecule: messenger RNA, 384 nt
Organism: Porites lobata
Lineage: Eukaryota; Metazoa; Cnidaria; Anthozoa; Scleractinia; Poritidae
Source: the annotation of a GenBank genome assembly